This is a messenger RNA of Lycium ferocissimum, 1991 nucleotides long. Its product is annotated as RING-H2 finger protein ATL65. The transcript has a single exon. Lineage: Eukaryota; Viridiplantae; Streptophyta; Magnoliopsida; Solanales; Solanaceae. The coding region runs from base 106 to 1308 and encodes 400 amino acids. Gene Ontology annotation, molecular function: transferase activity. The record is from RefSeq and is a predicted model, not a curated record. Gene Ontology annotation, biological process: protein ubiquitination.
AUUAACACAUCACAUUCCCCAUUAACCAACCCCCUCAUAAAGAAGCAGAAAAUAAAAGCACCAAUUCCACCUUCGUUAAUUGCCCUGCACCUCAUCAUCAUCAUCAUGAUCCACCACCAUACAGCCCCUGCACCCUCACCGGCACCGCCACACCACAACAAUUCUCAUAAACCUCCAUCACCUUCAACGUCGCCGUUUCAUCAUUCAUCAACAUUGCCAACUCCAUCAACCUCAACGUCACCAUCAGAUUUAGCAACAACUAAUCCACCGGUAGAUUUCAGUCCUCCUUUAAUAGCGAUGGUUGUUAUUAUAGCUACCGCUUUCGUCAUCAUUACCUACUCACGGCUACUCUCACGUCAUCUACUCCGUUUACACGGCCGUUAUAGACUGUGGCGUCGCCGUCGCCGACGUUACGUUCCGUCAUCUAACGGCGAUAUUGAGUCGCCUCCUUAUCCAUUUGAUCCUGCUGAUGCUGCUUUUCAUGUGUUAUCUCCAUACGGAUUGGAUGAUUCAGUGAUCAAAACUAUUCCUCUUUCAGUCUACACUCGAAAAAGCGGCGUUAAUGAUUGUGCGGUUUGUUUACUUGAGUUUGAAGAGAACGAUUAUAUGCGCACGCUUCCAGUUUGUUCACAUGCGUUUCAUGUAGACUGUAUUGAUAUAUGGUUAAAAUCACACGCGAAUUGCCCGUUAUGUCGUGCCGGAAUAUUCCGUCCAGAAUCACCGUUUACUCCGUUAAUGGCAGCAAGAAUUCGUCCUAGCUUCGAUGAUAUGAUGCUUGAGAGCACAAUUCUGGAGCCUGAAUCCGAGACAACAACGGUAACAGAGAUCACACAAGAUCAACAGUCGAUUCAAUUAUCAGAGGAGAGAUUUAACGGACGUGAUAUUUUAUUAAAACGAUCAUACUCAUUCGGAUUUGAGAGGAAUUUGGGGUCAGAGAGAUCAUUAGUGAUGGAACCAGCAACAGCCUCACCAUGGAGAUACCGUAGAUCAUCAGGAAGCUUCUGGAGCAAAAGACCUUCACCUUUCAGUUCAUUAACGAAGCCUAGAGUAUUUUCCUUCCGAUAUUAUAGAGGAAUGAAAUCACCGUUUCUCAGGCGGACUAGAGGUGGAUUUUUUCCUUUAUCGGAAUCAAGUGCGAGAUAUAGUACAGGUGGAGGUGGUGGUGGAAGUUCGUCGAGAAGAAGCAAAUCAUUCGCAAGUCCAAUGUUCAUGAGAACAUCGGUGGGAGGAGGAGCAUUCUCGUCAAGCCGGCUAAGAAGCGGUGAUCCAGAAGCUUUACUGUCACCGGACAGGUAUCACAGACGGUGAAGAUGAUCAACAGGAGAAAAAGCUUUACCACUCAAACAUUCAAAGGAAAAGUACUACUCGAGCUCAGACUCAAAUAUGAUGCUAGAGAUCAGCACAACACUGAUCAGCGGCAGGAGGACGAUUUUCGGUGAAGGUCGAUGAACAGCUAGCACAUGGAGAGGAGUUAAUCACAGCCGUCGGAUCGAGGAAGCGCGGGUGAUGGGGAUGGGGUCAGGUGACAUUAAUGGGAGUUACAUUGGGAAGAAGAAGGGGAAAUUAAUGCGAUGCCUGUUGCUAUGUCUAUUGGCCUGUGGCGGUCAUUUAAUACAGAGAGACAAGUGGGAAAUGCUGAGAUGAAGAAAAGGCUAUGUCUGCAUUUAAUGGGAAAAUUUGACUAUUUUUUUAAGAGGUUACAGAGAUGAGGGUUUGGAGGUUAUCCGAAAAAGGUUACACAUGCAAUGGGCCUAUACGUUGAUGAUAUGAUGAUUAAACUUUUUGCAUUGGAUGAUAGGGUAAGAGCUCCCAGCACAUGUCUUUAAUUUCAUGCAUGAUCAAUCGAAUUCAAUAUUUAAGUUGGUGGUACUUGGUACAACUAGAAUUUUGGUGUAUUCAUUGUUUUGUUAGCUAACCCAUUCAAUUGCCAUCCGUGAGUAAAAGAACUAACACCAACCAAAUUAUGAUUAGUAAAUUUUUAACACUAGAAA